GAGGCUGGCUCCCUCCCGUCCCGCCACACCGCCCCCGGGGCGGGCCGCCCGCCGCCGCGGCCCAUAUAGGGACGGCCCGGGGGGCCGGAGGUACUGGCUGGGGAGGAGAAGCGCGGCCCCGGUUGUCCCUCUGAACGUCUGCUUUCUCUGGGCGACGCAGGCUCCUCCCGGAGAGAGGCGGUGUUCUCGUCUCGUCGCUGCCAUGGCCUCGGUACCCUCCGCCGGCUGCCUCCUGGCCAAGAACCGGUACUACAGAACAACACAGAACUCUGAAUCCAGUGUUUCUCCCAGCUCCUCCUGCUAUUUGGAUCCUGUGAACAUGACAGACCAGGACAAAGCAUUUAAUGCGUUACCUGAAUUAGUUGAUAAGUAUUGGUGGAUAAAAAGCUUUUUCCAUUGUGAACCAUCUCCACCAAACGUUGGCAGAAAAACACUAUCAGCAAGCAGUACCAACAGUUGAAUAUGACAGCAUGCUGGCUUUACUGACUGGGAUACUACAUACAGACUUCUUUUUCCAAGAGGCUUGGGGUCUUCCUAGUGUCUGGGUUCUGCUGCAAGAAGAAAACAAAACCUCUAGAAGGGUAGAAAACUGUAUUUUCAAAAUAUUUUUCAGUAGCUUAAGUGAUAUGGCUUAAUGGACAUGUCUGUGGCCUUCCUUGUUCAUUAGAGUUGCUAUAAUUUGAGGUGCCUCUUUAAUGGAAGUUACUUGCAUUAAAUAUCCUGAUGACAUACUUGGAUAGCUAGUGAAAAAUGACAGUAAAAGGAGAAGUGUGUGUAUUGAAUGACUUUACAGGCAAUAGUGUUAAAUUUUACCUUUACGAUAUCAGCUCUAUAGGCAGUCACACUGAUGUCAACAAGAUUCAAGCAUAUAGUCCAGAGUAGGUAGUAAGCUCUGUAGCACACGUUUUUCAUCAAGUAUUUGUGUACCUGUUACAUGGAGUAAGUUUACAAGAUAUUAAUAGCUUUACUUUUAGAAAGCCCAGUUAUACAAAUAAACAGUAAUCAGUUUGGUCUCUUUGUCUGAGCAGGGUGUGUAAAUCCCUGUCUCAAAUACUCAGGUACAACUCUCAUUCAUAUGUAUGCAUGUUGGUAUUUGGGGGUGGAAUAGAAGAAAGACAAGAAACCAGUAAUCCUAUUGGACACUGACCUUAAUCAGAGCUGAUCCUAGCUCUGUUUUAGAUUACUCUCACCUGCUUUGUUGUAGCUUAAAGUACUACUUGUUCUCAAGUGACUAAUCCUGUCAAUAUUCCCUGCUGUUUAGUUACGUGCUAGGUCUGGCAAAGUGUUCUACUCAAAGUGAUCACAUUACUGUUAUUAACCAAAUCUACCUUUGUGAUUCAUGCUCUUAAAAGAUACUGUAUCAUAGCUUCAUUUGGUUUUCAGUGUUGCAAAGCAGUAUAUCAUAUUCUGUAUUCUACUGACUAUGACAUAAGUGCAUCAGAGGUCAUAGAAAAUAACAAGUAUUUGGCUGGAUGAUACAAUUUCUGUAAAUUACUUAUGCAACUUUUUGAUGUACUGUCACUAAACCUACCUAACAUUUGUCCAUCAUUGGGUGAACUAACAACAGUAGAUGUUAAUAUAGCAAAUUGUUGUCAUGGUUAUGCAUAGAACUCCAAAGUGUAUUAAGUCGCUGCUUCAGGAAGCUUACAGUUUCAGUGGAAACAGUAAAUACAUGGCACAAGACAACAGCAAAAACCACAAUUCUGAAAAGAUAGUUUCAGGAGUUUUAAAUUGACUUAUGUAUUUUACUUUACUGCUGUUGUGUAGUUUCAUGUUUCUUUUUUCUCUAAGUUUACAGAAAGAACUAUUCUAUUUUUUUAUACUAAGAUUUUUUUAUUAAUAAAGAUUUAAUCAGUA
Columba livia (rock pigeon) is the source of this 1857-nucleotide messenger RNA. RefSeq names its product pancreatic progenitor cell differentiation and proliferation factor like (gene PPDPFL). The coding region runs from base 203 to 460 and encodes 85 amino acids. The transcript has 5 exons. The record is from RefSeq and is a predicted model, not a curated record. Gene Ontology annotation, biological process: cell differentiation; multicellular organism development. NCBI's taxonomy places the organism in Eukaryota, Metazoa, Chordata, Aves, Columbiformes, Columbidae.